Messenger RNA from Closterium sp. Yama58-4, 1338 nucleotides. Lineage: Eukaryota; Viridiplantae; Streptophyta; Zygnematophyceae; Desmidiales; Closteriaceae. The record is from the annotation of a GenBank genome assembly.
AUGGCGGAGCUGCGCGCCCUGGCCAAGGCGCGGGGGCUGCGCGGAGAUACCAAGGCGGAGCUCGUGGAGCAGCUGCUGCUAUCAGGCGCGGCCUCACUCGCGUACUCCGCUCCCCCGCAACCACCCGCCCCCCCGGCCGCGGUGCCGGGGGGCGCGGACGCGAUGACGCAGCUGCUGGAGAAGAUGCCGCUUCCGCAGCUGCGCGAGCUCGCGCGCGAGCGGGGCUCGCGGUCGUCCACGCGCGCCGACAUCCUCCGAGACCUGCGCCUCAUAAUGGCUGGACAGCCCCUGCCCAAGCCUCCCCCGCCACCCGCGCCUGUCAUCCCCCCGCCCUCCCCCUCGCCCGCGCCCCCAGCCUCCCCGCCCGUUGCUAUACCAGUCGUGUCUGCACCCGCGCCGGCUCCCCCAGCAGCCGCGGCGGGCGCAGGCGGAGAGGCGGGGGCGCGGGAAAAGGAGCUGCUGGGGCUGGGGCUGGCGGAGCUGCGGCAGAUGGCGCGCGCGCAGGGCGUGCGCGGCGACACCAAGGCGCAGAUCGUCUCCGCGCUGCUAGCCCAGCAGGCCGCCACGCCAGUCAAGGCCAAACCACCCUCCCCCCCGCCCGCUGCCCCCGCCGCUGCUGCCUCUCCUGCUCCCACAGUCGCCAAACCUGCUCCUAAGCCUGCUGCUCCCAAACCAGCUGCUCCCAAACCUGCUGCCGCCAAGGCUGCGGGGGAGAAGGCGGCGGGGGAGAAGGGGGAGAAGGGGGAGGUGGAGCGGGCGUUGGAGGCGAUGGACAUGGGCGAGCUGCGAUACCUGGCGCGGGAGAGAGGCCUCAAGGGCGACACCAAAGAGGAGCUCGUCAAGGCCCUCGCCGAGGCACCCGGUAUGGGGAACGUAUCGGAAGGCCUAGGGGCAGAUGGCAGCACAGUGAAUCUGGGAGCAGCACCACAUGGCCAGGCCCCCCAACACUUCCCUUGUGCUGCAUGCACCCCGCACCUGCCAUGCCACCCUCCGCAACUCACCACACCAUCCCCCGCCCUGCUGCACCACCCCUGCCCAUGCACCACCCACUCGCCACCAACACCCCUCGCUGCCCCUCAUCCCCCGUCCCCUCUGGUCGCGCAGGCACGGGUGGAGCUGGCAUCGGAGACGGCAGUGCUACUGCAGUCACUGCUGGCCGCGGAGUCGUCCUCCCUGUCGGAGCUGCAGGCGCUCGUGCCCCUCAUCGCCCCCGACCUUGACGCUGCCACCCGUGCCGACCGCGCCGCCAUGUUCUGCCAGGCCGUGCCACCCGCCUCCCGCUCCCCCCAGGCCGACCGCUUCUGCAACGCUGUCAGCGCCGUCAGGGGGGGGCAGUGA